Dovyalis caffra is the source of this 1311-nucleotide messenger RNA. The record is from the annotation of a GenBank genome assembly. NCBI's taxonomy places the organism in Eukaryota, Viridiplantae, Streptophyta, Magnoliopsida, Malpighiales, Salicaceae.
AUGGAGGUUCAGAUCAUAUCUAGAAAGCAAAUAAAACCUUCUGUGAAAACUCCUCCACACCUUCAGAAUCUGAAAAUCUCAUUUUUCGAUCAGCUUGCUCCUUCAGAGCAUUUCCCCAUCAUUUUCUACUAUCCCAACCACCACCAUGAAAUCACCAAAACCAUCGACCAACUAGAGAAGUCAUUAUCAGAAACAUUAACACUCUUUUACCCUCUAGCCGGAAGAUACAUCAAAGAUAAUCUCUCGGUUGAUUGUAAAGAUGAAGGAGUGGACUUCUUGGAAGCCAAAGUUGAUGGAGUAGACCUCACUCAAAUUCUCCAACAAGAGCCCAACAGUAAUCUUGAGCUGCUGGCUCACUUUGUUCCUUACGUAACUGAAUCAGACACUAGUCCUUUAUUAGCCAUCCAAAUUAACGAGUUUAAGUGUGGAGGUUUAGCGAUUGGUUUGUUCAAUUCGCACAGGAUAUUUGAUGGGCCGACCGUCUCCACAUUCAUCAAUGCAUGGGCAACAACAUUCCGAGAAGGUGGGAUAAGUGAUCGAGUUCCUCGUCCAAGCUUUGAUUUGCCGUUUCUCUUCCCACAAAGAGACUUAUGUCUCAAGCUUCCACCUCCACCAAAAGUUCAACUUAAGAUUGUAACCAAAGUAUUUGUGUUUAACAAGGAAGCAAUAAACAAGCUGAAAUCUAAAAUCAGUGGUGGUGCCAAUUCCGGGGUCAAGUACCAUCCUUCGCGCUUGGAGGUGGUCACAACAAUUUUGUGGAAGGCUCUCAUUGGUGCGGUGAAAGCACAAAACGGACACUUGAGGGCAUCUUCACUGCGUCAGAUAAUGACCUUGAGAGCAAAGGUGAGUAUGCCUUUACCAGAAGAGGCUUGUGGAAACAUGUAUAUGCCUUUCAUGUCCAGAUUCAAUGCAAAUGAUGGGAGCAACAAGCUAGAGUUGAGUGACAUUGCGAGCCUGCUGAGGGAUGCUAAGAGGAAAGCAAUUUCAGAUUGCAAAAAUGCAGUAAGCAGUAAUGAAGUGUUUUUAAUGGUAACAAAUUCCCAUAGAGAGUUGUGUGAAGAAUUGAACAAGGGCGAGGUAGAUACAUAUAAGUUUACAAGCUGGUGCAGGAUGGGCCUGGAUGAAGCAAACUUUGGCUGGGGAAAGCCUGCAUGGGUGAGUAGUGUGCAUUCGACGACAGAAAUUAUUAGUACUCUGAAGGAAAACAAAUCUGGAGACGGAAUUGAGGCAUGGAUGAACUUAACGGAGAUAGACAUGCAUCACUUCCAACAGGAUCCGGACAUCUUAGCCUUGACUUCCUCGCACGAUUAG